CUCUUUAAGGCUGAAAUGUUCUGAGGAAACCGCGCCUUUUCCCCCCCUCACCCGACCAGAAUCUGGACCCAGUUCUCAGACACAGAGGUCCGCAGAAAGCUGUUGUUCCUCAGGAGCUCCAAACAAGUUCUAGAAAUGUCCAUCCCGACUCACCGCCAGUGCAAAGUGGAGAUUCAGAACAAGACGUCCAGCUUCACACUGUGUGAGCCGCUUGUUCAUCUCUUCAGUGGGAACUGUGAGUCUCCUCUGCCUCCAACUCUCCGUCCGUCUGAAUCCGGCACCGCGCUCUUCAUCAAGACGCCCCACACGGCCUGCGGCUCGGUGGCCGUCUUCACCUACGACAUCCUGCAGGAGUCGACCAAGCAGAACCGCGGCCGCCUGGCCGUCAUGUUCUCCGUUCCCUACGACUUCAACAUCUACUCCAACUGGUACGCCGUGGGAGCCUUCAGCAAGGACAAACUCUGCGAUGAGGAGCUCUACAAGGAGAUGUACUACGCCUCGCAGCGCGGGUUUGUCCGAGGGAAAGCCAAAGGGUCCAGUCUGACCCACAGAGCGGGACAUGUGACCAUCAGGGCCAGCAUGUCCGACAGCUAUCAGCCCGUCCUGAAGGUGGAGCUCUGUGACAACUGAGACCGGCUGCUUCCUCCUGCCCGGUUUAUCCAGUUUAUCAGUUAGCAUAACCAUCAUCAUCUGUGUCGAUUGCCACUUCUGUACUUUGGUUGGUCCUACUUUGUGAAGUGGAAGGUUACACCCUGCUUGUUUCCUGUCUCUGAUGAACUUAUAAAAUAAUUAGGUUCUUAUGCAAAUAUGCUAUGAGGCUCCAUGCAAACAAUGUUGUUGUGUAUGAUACACCAGGUCAAAUAAAAUAAUGUUCAAGCAGAUAACUGGAAGUA
Poeciliopsis prolifica (blackstripe livebearer) is the source of this 893-nucleotide messenger RNA. RefSeq names its product DELTA-sagatoxin-Srs1a-like. The record is from RefSeq and is a predicted model, not a curated record. Bases 136 to 630 code for a protein of 164 amino acids. Gene Ontology annotation, cellular component: pore complex. Lineage: Eukaryota; Metazoa; Chordata; Actinopteri; Cyprinodontiformes; Poeciliidae. The transcript has 3 exons. Gene Ontology annotation, biological process: cytolysis in another organism; monoatomic cation transport; pore complex assembly. Gene Ontology annotation, molecular function: channel activity.